UUAUAACUGGGUCAUUCGGCUAGACUUUCCGUAAGAAGGUGAUUUAGCUCAAAAUUCCUCUCCUUCUUUCCCCGACCAUUUUUCAUUCGAUUUCUUCCUCGCUCCGCCAGCCUCUCUCACUCAGUCCGUUUCUGCCCCAUCUCCCUCAAUCCGCCACCCUCUCUCACUCGAUUUGUUCCUCACUCCGCCACCCUCUCAUACUCGCUGUCUCCCUCACGGUCCGUAGCAUCUUCUUCCUCUAAUCGAUCCAUAUUGCUUCCUCCGUCAAGUUCUUCACUAAAUCCGGGAGGCCCAGAGCCAGAGCAAGAGCCGCCGGUAUUACUUUUGGGAAUCAUGGCCAGCGAAGGAGAUCACAAAGAACCAGUGAAUGAACAAGCAGUGGCCAACAUGUAUGCUUCUCUGAGGUCUGAACUGAACCAAAUCUAUUCAAAAAUCACUGAACUGGAGAUGGAAGUAAGUGAGCACUCAUUGGUGAUGAAUGCAAUUCAGCCACUAGACCCAUCUAGGCGGUGCUAUCGCAUGAUCGGAGGUGUACUGGUGGAGAGAACCAUUAAAGAGGUUUUGCCUGCGGUGCAGCGCAACAAAGAGGGCCUUGAGGAGGUUAUUGCCAGGUUGAACGAGGCUUUGGAAAGGAAGAAAAAGGAAAUUUCUGAUCUUGAGGCCAAAUACAAAAUUAGGAUCAGAAAGCCAGAUGGUAACGAGGCAAAGGACGAAAGUGGCCGGAAGGAAGGUUCUGCUCAGGGAGUCCUUGUGGGUCCUGCCGGUGCUAGUGAAUGAUUUUGUUGGGAGUUUUGCAUUUUACCUGAUUUUGUUUAUUUGGUCAACUUACUUGAACUGUUAUUUAGCAUAUGUUGCUAUGUAUUAGGCGAUAAGAGAGAGUUUUGGGUAUUUGGUUGUGUGAAAGAUACACUUAAGUAGGUUUUUGAGAGGCCUUUUACAUGCAAAGCAAUGGAAUGAACAAAAGAUGUCUAUGGAUGUUAUAUGCUCAAUUAUCUUUGUUUGCUAA
Molecule: messenger RNA, 1006 nt
Organism: Humulus lupulus (European hop)
Lineage: Eukaryota; Viridiplantae; Streptophyta; Magnoliopsida; Rosales; Cannabaceae
Product: prefoldin subunit 2
Exons: 2
Coding region: 334-777 (147 amino acids)
Biological process (GO): protein folding
Cellular component (GO): cytoplasm; prefoldin complex
Molecular function (GO): protein folding chaperone
Source: RefSeq, a predicted model, not a curated record